Molecule: messenger RNA, 4050 nt
Organism: Penicillium samsonianum
Lineage: Eukaryota; Fungi; Ascomycota; Eurotiomycetes; Eurotiales; Aspergillaceae
Product: RNA-dependent RNA polymerase eukaryotic-type
Exons: 4
Coding region: 1-4050 (1349 amino acids)
Biological process (GO): siRNA processing
Cellular component (GO): nuclear RNA-directed RNA polymerase complex
Molecular function (GO): RNA binding; RNA-directed RNA polymerase activity
Source: RefSeq, a predicted model, not a curated record
AUGAUGGCAGGCCCAGAUCUUCCCAGUUUACAACACCCAAAGUCGAACCUUCUGAGACUGGUUCCCGCUGACCCUCCUGGCCCUUCCCGUCGCAAUUCGCCAGUCCGUGACUGGAUGGCCUGGAGAUCAUGGAAGACUUGUGGGGUGGACCUGCUGAACAUACCAAGAGAAAUGAACACCCACGAUAUCUACGAUGCUUUCAAUCAGUAUGGGAAUCUGGUUUCCAUCGACAUUUGGGAGGACGCCUCGGGACGUCCUGAGUCCAAAGCACGCAUUCGUUUCAAACCCCCUCCAGAAGAGGAGUUCUGGAGAACCGGCUCUUUCGGUGUGAAGCUCCGGAGUGGCUGUGUUGCAGUGAUAUCGCUCUGUGUCUGUUGUGGUGACUCGAACGGGACCAUCCCGAGCCCAGUCCGCCCAGACGUUCAGCUCCCCAGAGAACUGGAACUUAAAUCUGUACAAGUUGAUAUCGGUGUCCUGCUAGGUCCGUCCACUGUUCAUUCUAUGCAAAGCUUUAACAACUUGGCAUACCCCAGAUGUGUCGUGGAUGUCAUGCGCAAGUGCUUGUUGCUCUACUUUAAAGUGGGCAUUCGGGGGUCGGAGACAGCAGAUGUAACUCAGCAUGACUAUCGUGUCAAAAUCACAUUUCUCCAACUGUCCCAGAUCUACCAACAAUACGACAAAGCCACGAGAGAACAUUCCUUUUUGGUUGUCCUAGACUCCGCCGCAAUCUGGCACCGAAAGGCCACAGACAUUCGGUCUACAUUGACAGAGCCGUUGAGCUGGAGAGAAGAGGAUAGUUGGUAUCGCCAGACCUCCGUGACACAUAACCCGAACUCGCUAAAGAACCUUCCCACAAAUCUGAAGAAGACAGGACAUAUCAUUGACUUGGGGCGAUGGAAUAUGUUCAAGAUCUCAUUCGCACCUGACGUGGACCCCAAUAUGCGCCGUGUCGACGAUACCAGUCACUAUUUGAUGCGCGUCGCAGACAUUUUUAAGGACUACAACAUCACCAUCAAAGAUGGGAUUCACUUUGUCGAGAAACCAGACCGACCGGUACCAGUGUGGCAUUGGAUUGACUUUUCCGAAUCCAAGUCCAACAAGGCUUCCGCAUUGCUGCAAGACUUGGGAGAUCAAAAUUAUCUACAUCUCCCUUUCAAGGUCCGGUAUCAAUUAGAGGUUUGUUUGUCUCAGGGUUUCCUUUCUGAAUUCACCAUGACCCGCGAAUUUGUAGAGAGGUUGAAGGGCCUCGGGGAUGAUAAAGCUACAAGACUGCUAGAGUUCCUUGCAACUGAGAAAAAACAGUACCUUGAUCCCAUGGAAAUCUUUGAGCUCAAAUUUUUCAAAGGAGUGACUGACUCGAAAAUUCCAAACUAUUGUUGCUUCAUGCACACAGCACGAGUCACUCCGACAACAAUUUACUACAAUACCCCAAGUGUAGACAUCUCAAAUCGAGUCGUGCGCGAAUGGUCAACCAAAGGUGCACCUGGGCGCUUUCUUCGAGUUCGAUUUACAGAUGAGAGAACUGAAGGCCGCAUCAAUGCUUCAUUGGGUGAUUCAAACGAUGAAAUCUACACCCGUGUCAAAAGGACGCUGGCAAACGGUAUCACCAUUGGAGACCGUCGCUACGAGUUCCUCGCAUUCGGCAACUCUCAGUUCCGCGAGCAUGGCGCGUACUUUUUUGCACCGGAUGCCGGUAUCUCAGCGGCAACCAUCCGGGCCUGGAUGGGCCAAUUCAACCAUAUCCGAAAUGUAGCCAAAUAUGCUGCAAGACUAGGACAAUGCUUUUCGACCACCCGAGCUUUCACUGGAUCCUCUGUGCAAACUGUUCCGUGCGAUGAUGUUGUUCGUAACGACUUCACGUUCUCAGAUGGUGUUGGAAAGAUUUCCAGAUUCCUUGCCCAGAUGGUCACAUCCCAGCACAACAUUAAAACUCUCACUGGAGAACCUCCUUCGGCUUUCCAGUUUCGUCUUGGAGGAGCCAAGGGAAUGCUGGUUAUCUCUUCGGACCCUCUGCCACAGGAGGUACACAUUCGACCAAGUCAGCAAAAGUUCGAAACCAAUCAAGCCGGCUUGGAGAUCAUUCGUUGGUCCCAGUAUUCUCUCGCAACUUUAAAUCGCCAGUUAAUUCUCGUGCUUUCUGCUCUGGAUAUUCCAGAUAAAGUCUUCCAUAAGAAACUCAACAGCAUGUUGGGUAGCUUCCAUCGAGCCAUGGGAAAUGAUUCGAAAGCAAUUCACCUUCUCCAGAAGUAUAUCGACCCAAACCAAACGACCCUGACCUUGGCUCAGAUGGUAUCUGAUGGCUUCAGACGAAAUGGGGAGCCGUUUGCUAAUACCAUGCUCGAGCUUUGGAAAUCCUGGCAUCUGAAGCAUCUCAAAGAGAAAGCAAAGAUUGCCAUAGACCAAGGAGCUAACCUUCUCGGCGUUAUGGACGAGACAGGUGUUUUGAAGGGCUACUUUAAAAGCACAUUGCCGCGCAGAGGAGCCUCCUAUGCAGAGAAACUGGCCGCUCUCCCUGAAAUCUUUGUUCAGAUCUGCCGGCUAGAAGGAAAUGGCGAGUACGAAGUCAUUGAAGGUCUCUGCAUUCUCGCUCGCAACCCUUCGCUUCACCCUGGAGAUAUUCGUGUGGUUCGAGGAGUGAACCGACCGGAGCUGCAAGGACUUCGGGACGUGGUUGUGCUUCCCCAAACAGGCGACCAGGAAAUUGCGAGCAUGUGCUCUGGGGGUGACCUCGAUGGCGAUGACUACCUCGUUAUUUGGGACCCGGAUCUGAUUCCCCCAAAAUGGUUUGUUCAAUGCAUGGACUACAAGGGUUCCAAAGCGCCAGACCUUGAUCACGAUGUGACAGUUGAUGAAAUCACUUCAUUCUUCGUCACCUAUAUGAAGAAUGACUGCCUUCCCCGAAUUGCACACGCCCAUUUAGCUUGGGCUGACAGACUUCCGAGGGGCGUGUGGGAAGACAAGUGCAUUCGUCUCGCUCAGCUUCAUUCUGAUGCAGUGGACUAUAACAAGAGCGGUGCGCAUGCGAGAAUGGCCCGCUCUCUGGAUCCAAAGUUCUGGCCCCAUUUCAUGGAAAAGCGGUUCAAGAGACCAUCCAGCAUUUACAAGUCCAGGAAAAUUCUCGGUCAACUGUACGACGCAGUUGUAACUCCUGACUUCGUUCCCAAGCUAGAGAAGCCCUUCGACUCUCGCAUCCUGGAAUCCCCGCUGGCUCCAGCAAGUGAGGUCUACAUGGAAUACGCCCGCGAGCUCAAGGCAGAAUUCGACAUGAACAUGCGACAAAUCAUGGCUCAGUACGAGAUCAACACUGAGUUCGAGGUGUGGUCAACUUUCGUACUCCGCCACGGCUUCGUACUCAAGGACUACAAGAUGCAGGAAGACCUAGGUAGAAUAGUUGGUACACUCCGCCGUGGAUUCCGCCACCAGUGCUACGACAAAGUGGGCCGUCAUGGUGGAAACAUUCCUGCCUUGGUCAUCGCCAUGUACCGUGUUACUCAGGAGCAGGUAGCUGCGGCACUGGAGGCUCGACGCAAGGAGGCACUGCAGAGAGAGGAUCCCUCCAUUGUUGACGUGAAUUCCACUGAGCUUCCGCUCAUUAGCUUCCCUUGGAUUUUCCCCGACGUCCUCGGUGAUGUUGCGACGGGCCGGGUGCGACAGGCUCUAGUCUCAGAGGGACAAGGGGGCGGCGAUUCUACAAAGCCCAUCGGCGAUGACUUGGUCUUCACUCACAACCAGAUCCUCAAGAUUGUUGAAGAAAUGGAUGAGGGCACGAAGCCGAAGGGUGAGGAGAAUAUGAAGCCGAAGGCGGAAGCGCCCCUGGAUCAAGAACUCAUUGCUCAUCGACGCAUUGACAAAACCAAACCCGAAGACAGGGGUGCGGGUGUGUGCUUCGAUGAAGAUGAUGAGCAGGAGGGAGGGGUAGGCAUAGGCGCUGCUGAAGUCGGAGAGAAGAAGAUUGAAAAGGAGGAGGCUUUGACAGAGAAUAUUGUGGAAAUGGAGGGCGAUGUGCAGCCUUCAGCGCUUGAUGCUUUGAUCAGCAUGAUCAAUAGCUGA